Molecule: messenger RNA, 2557 nt
Organism: Theobroma cacao (cacao)
Lineage: Eukaryota; Viridiplantae; Streptophyta; Magnoliopsida; Malvales; Malvaceae
Product: F-box/kelch-repeat protein At1g55270-like
Molecular function (GO): protein binding
Source: RefSeq, a predicted model, not a curated record
UCUUUUCUUUGGUCUUUCUCUUUCUUUUCUUUCUCUCUCUCUCUCAUUUGUUGAAUAAACUCUUGUGCUUGGUAGGUUGUGCCGUUGAGUGAGAUGGGCCCUUAACUCCACUGAAACAUUUUAAUGGGACUCUAUCUCCUCUUUCAGUGCUCUCUUUGCCCCCAUUUUGUUUGCUGUCUCGCAUUUUAAGUUUUCUUUUUUGCCAAUUUCUUUUUCUUUUUUUUUUACUUCUUAAAUGAGAAAAAGAUAAGAUUCUGGGGCUUCUGUUUUCUCCCUUAUGAGCCCAUGGCAGGCUGUUUUAUGGGGUUUUUGUAUUUGGGUUUUUGAUUUUACACGCUAGUUUUGCAGAUUAUCUGGUAAAAAUGUUGGAUUUAUUUGGUAUUCAAAACUUUGGCUGACUGGUUUUUGAGCUCUGAGCCCCCUUUCACUCUGGCAAAUUUCCUUCUUUUUGAGAUUAUCGAGAUCUCGGAAAUUGUUCGUUCGAAAAUGGAAAACUUUGAAGUGAAGUGGUGAUGAUAGUGAAAUUUGUGAUUUGUAGUUUAUGUUUAUUGGGUGAAAGAAUGAUGGUUGAGAGAUAGGGCUUGAUUCUGGAGGUGGGUUGUGGUGAGUUUGGUGUUGGCUAGUUGUUGAACGCGGAAAGCAUGGACAGAAUGAUUCAACCUCCUUUGGUUGAUACAACCGCUUGUUUAUGUAGAGUAGAUGCUGGACUCAAAACUGUUGCUGGGGCAAAAAAAUAUGUACCUGGUACAAAGCUCUGUCUUCAACCUGAUAUUAAACCAUCUAUUCAUCCAACAAGGAACAAGCCAGCACGCGGUGAUAGGAGCCGUCACCAAUCUCCUCUGCUCCCAGGACUCCCCGAUGAUCUUGCUAUUGCUUGCCUAAUACGGGUCCCCAGGGUUGAGCACAGAAAGCUCCGUCUGGUCUGCAAAAGAUGGUAUAGACUUUUGUCUGGUAACUUCUUUUAUUCUCUCCGUAAGAGCCUUGGAAUUGCUGAAGAAUGGAUUUACGUGAUUAAGAGAGAUCGGGAUGGAAAAAUUUCUUGGCAUGCCUUUGAUCCCAUAUACCAGCUCUGGCAGCCUCUCCCUCCAGUCCCUAAGGAAUAUUCUGAAGCCCUUGGGUUUGGAUGUGCUGUCCUCAGUGGUUGUCACCUUUAUUUGUUUGGUGGUAAGGAUCCAUUAAAGGGAUCAAUGCGACGAGUCAUAUAUUAUAGUGCCAGAACAAAUAAAUGGCACCGUGCCCCAGAUAUGCUUCGUCGAAGACAUUUCUUUGGUUCAUGUGUUAUAAACAAUUGCUUGUAUGUUGCUGGUGGAGAGAACGAGGGGGUACAUCGGUCAUUGAGGUCAGCUGAAGUCUAUGAUCCCAACAAGAAUAGAUGGUCUUUUAUUUCAGAAAUGAGCACAGCAAUGGUGCCCUUCAUUGGGGUUGUAUAUGAGGGGAAGUGGUUCUUGAAGGGGCUUGGACCUCACCGACAGGUGCUGAGCGAGGUCUACCGACCAGAAACUGACAGCUGGUACCCUGUCUAUAAUGGAAUGGUUGCAGGCUGGAGGAAUCCAUGUGCCUUCUUAAAUGGGCACCUUUAUGCUUUGGACUGCAAGGAUGGUUGUAAGCUUAAGGUUUAUGAUGAAGUGACUGAUUCUUGGAGUAAGCAUAUUGACAGUAGGAUACAUUUGGGCAAUUCUCGGGCUUUGGAGGCGGCAGCUUUUGUUCCGCUUAAUGGAAAACUUUGCAUUAUUCGGAAUAAUAUGAGUAUAUCCCUGGUUGAUGUUUCAAAAUCUGACGAUCUGAGGGGAGCUACUGCUGAACAUUUAUGGGAAACUAUAGCAGGGAAGGGUCAUUUCAAGACCUUGGUUACAAAUCUUUGGUCUAGCCUUGCUGGCAGGAACCGGCUGAAAAGCCACAUAGUUCACUGCCAGGUUCUCCAAGCAUAAUGGCUGUAAAUUUUUCCAAUAUAGGAUUGGCUCUGUAGUUCAUGCCUUCUGGUAUCUCUUGAAUGUGAUGGGGUUGAGAAGCCAAUAGCUUGCCAGAAUGUUGCUUCUGUUGCACAUAAAUCCUUUGUUGUAGGGUUGAGAAGCCAAUAGCUUGCCAGAAUGUUGCUUCUCUUGCACAUAAAUCCUUUGUUGUAGGUUCGUAUCAAUGUCAAAGGAUUGGAUAUACCAUGAGGUAUGGGUGGUAUCAAUGAGGAUUUCUGUUUUUGAUAGGUUGUUAGUGUUACAAAUAUUUAUAUAAUACACAGUUGUUACAUGUAGAAAAUUGAAAAAGCCUGUUCACUUGUUCUUUAGUUCUUCAAAUGAUUGCAAGCCUGAAACUGCAUCGGUCUUUUUUAUCUGUCACCAUUUAUGAGCAGGUCAGUGUGACAAUUUCAUCUGCCACUAUCUCUGUAAUGCGUUUCAAAGCUUCGAUAUAAACUUAACAGGAAACCAUGGAGCAAUUGGUGCCUUGACAGGACGAAUAUAGUUAGCAUGGCACCGUCCAGGCACAACAGGUCAACAUAGUGUAAUGUUUUUUUUCAAGAUGUAGUUUAAAUGUAAAAGAGAUGAUGAACGAGUAUGAUUUUAGC